Punica granatum (pomegranate) is the source of this 1243-nucleotide messenger RNA. The record is from RefSeq and is a predicted model, not a curated record. NCBI's taxonomy places the organism in Eukaryota, Viridiplantae, Streptophyta, Magnoliopsida, Myrtales, Lythraceae.
AGGAACGAUGGAUGCUCUACAAACAAUAGACCACUUUCCGAUUAGCCCAAAGCCUGAGAGACUGAAAGGAGGAAGCAAUCCGAAAAAUGGAUGUGGAGAGUGUUUUUCACAUGGCCGGAGGAGUUGGGGACACCAGCUAUUCCAAGAACUCCUCUCUUCAGAAGAAGGCCUCCGACAUGGUCAAGCACAUAACAAUGGAGGCAGUCCAAGAAGUGUUCCUCUCCCUGAACAAGCCCAACAGCUUCGGCAUGGCCGACCUGGGCUGCUCCUCGGGGCCCAACACACUCUCCAUCAUCAAGGACAUCAUUAAAUCAGUCGAAGAAGCCGAGGCAUGCGGCGUCAACGUGAAGUUCCUCAACCAGUGUCCAACAAUUACGACAAAGGAGUUCAGAGUUUACCUCAACGACCUCCCCACGAACGACUUCAACUCCAUCUUCAAGGCCCUGCCUGAUUUCCAUGGGGAGCUCAAGAAAUCCACGAGGAGAAGUGAUCUGUACAUUGCGGCUUCUCCUGGGUCGUUUUAUGGGAGACUCUUCCCAAGUGGGAGCUUGCACUUUGUCUAUUCAUCCUACAGUCUGCAUUGGCUUUCCAAGGUUCCUCGAGCUCUAUAUGACGAGCAGGGUAAGUCCACUAACAAAGGAUGCAUUUAUAUUUCGGAAUCAAGCCCUCCAACCGUAGCACAAGCUUACCAAGCACAAUUCCGAGAGGACUUCUCAUCGUUCCUCCAGUUCCGAUCCCAAGAGCUGAUCCCUGGCGGUCAAAUGGUGCUUAUCUUGCUCGGAAGAAGAGGCCCUAACCACAUCGACAGGGGCAACUCAUUCUUCUGGGAAAUACUGUCAAGAUCAUUCUCCACGUUAAUCCUAGAGGGGGAGGUGGAGAAGGAGAAGCUAGACUCAUACGGGGUGCAUUUCUAUGCACCUAGCAAGGAUGAAAUCGAGUCCGAGAUAAAAAGGGAGGGAUCUUUCGAGCUGACCCAGUUCGAGAUGUUCGAGUUAGAGAGGGAAGAAAGCAUCAAAGGAGAGAGAUACGGAUGGGCAGUCGCUACAACGGUCCGGGCAGUACAAGAAUCAAUGAUCAGGCACCACUUUGGGGAUGGAAUUGAUUUGGACAAAUUGUUCGGCAUUUAUGCUAGUAUUGUUGAUCAAGAAAUGGCAAAAGAAGAGAUUAGGGCUGUUACCUUUGUUUUGGUUCUUAGGAAGCUGGCGAAAGAAUAGAAGGAUGUCUAUGAAAUUAGGAAAUUGUG